UUUUUUUUCUUAGCCGACCGACCGACUCUGAAAAUUUCAAUGAAACAUUAGAAGAAGAUAAAAGACUCUCCCUGUGAAUUCUUCAUCUCCGGCAACUUACUGGAGGCAGAGUAGCUCAAAUUGCGGCUCAGAAGCGAUCCCUAGUGAGACCUACUCAUGUGACUGAGACCUUAAAGAAUUUUUUGAUGAAAAAGGAGGCCGCAUAAGCUCAAAAAAUUCUUUCUAGUCUCAGUCACAUGAGGAGGUCUCACUAGGGAUCCAGGGUUGGGGACACAAGCUGAGAAAUUGUCUCAUUGUCUCAAGGGUUGGAUCAAUUACUGGAGGAAGUUGAUAGUUUCUUAAAACUGACUUUGAGCGGGCGCGAUGUGUUGCUCUGUAAUCUUAGGUCAAAGUGACUCCAUCUCUGGCAAUGCAGAUGGAGACGAUGUAGACUAAUACAGUGAGUGAGGUAAACAAACAAGUUUAACCCCUACUAAAGGCAGUUUUAGGUCAAUGAAAAGUGUUUUCUAUUUUUGUUUGUUUGAGUCCAUCUGUUGAGCUUGUCUCUUCGGUUUAUGUGUUGGUCGUGUCUGUAUGACUGUAUUGGAAUCCUUUUGCAAUAUAAUAUAAAAAUAAUACAUCUGUUUGGCUUGAAAAAAUAACUGCUUUCUUUGAAGUGAUCCAAUCUUUCUAAACCAAUUUCAAUCAAAGGAGCAUAUCAGUCAGAAAGGAUGCAGGCUUCUAUAGAUAAGUGCAAUUAGUAGUAACAAAUGAAAAAUGCAAUAUCGAGCUAACGAGUGACUCUGCUUUUUGUGACCAUACACGUAUGUAAUCUUUCAUACUCUUUACAUUCACGGGUCACUUGAGAGAUCUUUUACAGUUGAAAAAAGCUUCUCUCUUCACAUGGAUUUAGUGUCUUCAAGAGACACUUUAGAGAGAUCCUUCAACUUCAACAAAACCCUUCUUCUUGCUCUCUCUUGUUCUCGGUCUGAUCAUUGCAUCAUGUCUGGAGAAUCAAGCUCUGGUUUUACCGAUCAUUGCAUCAAAGUUGUACCGACACACGGUGGCCGCUAUGUUCAGUACAACGUUUAUGGACAGCUCUUUGAAGUGUCCAGAAAGUAUGUCCCUCCUAUUCGUCCCAUUGGUAGAGGCGCUUGUGGUAUUGUCUGUGCUGCGGCGAACUCAGUGACUGGAGAGAAAGUGGCGAUUAAGAAGAUUGGUAAUGCUUUCGAUAACAUCAUCGAUGCAAAGAGAACUCUACGCGAAAUUAAACUUCUAAGGCAUAUGGAUCAUGAGAACGUUAUAACUAUCAAAGAUAUUGUAAGACCUCCUCAACGAGACAUCUUCAACGAUGUCUACAUUGUCUAUGAGUUGAUGGACACUGAUCUUCAGCGAAUCCUCCGUUCUAAUCAAGCACUGACCAAUGAUCAAUGCCGCUUCUUUGUGUAUCAGCUGUUGCGAGGACUCAAAUACGUGCACUCGGCCAACAUACUACAUCGUGAUCUAAGGCCAAGCAACGUGCUACUUAACUCAAAAAACGAGCUAAAGAUUGGUGAUUUUGGGCUCGCAAGGACAACUUCAGACACAGACUUCAUGACUGAAUAUGUCGUUACCCGUUGGUACAGAGCUCCUGAGUUGCUUCUUAACUGCUCAGAGUACACCGCAGCUAUUGAUAUUUGGUCUGUUGGUUGCAUACUCGGCGAAAUCAUGACGGGACAACCUUUGUUUCCAGGCAAAGAUUAUGUUCAUCAGCUUAGGCUUAUAACAGAGCUUGUAGGCUCUCCAGACAAUUCGAGUCUUGGUUUCCUUCGCAGUGAUAACGCAAGAAGAUACGUCAGACAACUUCCGCGAUACCCGAAACAGCAGUUUGCUGCUAGAUUCCCGAAAUUGCCAUCUAUCGCUAUUAAUUUGCUGGAGAGAAUGCUUGUUUUUGAUCCUAACCGGCGCAUCUCAGUUGAUGAAGCCCUUGGCCAUGCUUACCUAUCACCGCACCAUGAUGUGGCUAAAGAACCAGUCUGUUCGACUCCUUUCAGCUUUGAUUUCGAGCAUCCUUCUUGCACAGAAGAACACAUAAAGGAGCUUAUCUACAAGGAGUCUGUCAAAUUCAAUCCUGACCACUGAGAGAGAAACAUGUUUUAUGAUUUGAUUCCUCUAUAUUGAAUCUGAACUCAUUUUAUCUUUGUUUGAAUAAAUAAUUACUAUGAUGAAACACAAAUAUGUAUCAAUUAUCUUAAGCUACUGCAGAGCUUACCUUUUCUUUACAUCAAAACUUUUCAACAUUAUACGUUA
Camelina sativa (false flax) is the source of this 2268-nucleotide messenger RNA. Its product is annotated as mitogen-activated protein kinase 12-like. Gene Ontology annotation, biological process: protein phosphorylation. Gene Ontology annotation, molecular function: ATP binding; protein tyrosine kinase activity. NCBI's taxonomy places the organism in Eukaryota, Viridiplantae, Streptophyta, Magnoliopsida, Brassicales, Brassicaceae. The record is from RefSeq and is a predicted model, not a curated record.